UUUCAGAUCGCCAGCGCUGGAGCGGACAGCUCUUUAUAACCCGCGCUCCCCUCUGCAGAAUUAUCAGUGUUGCUUUGAGCGUCCACUUGUCGUGUAGCAUAGGAUCUCGCCAGGGACUGUCUUUACUUCCAUUACUCUUCACACUAAACAAAAAAAGUAGUCACCAUGAAUUCCUACUUGGCUAUCGCUUUCGUCGUCUCUCUGGCUGUCAUGCAGGUCACAUCACAAGCAGGACAAUCAGCAGCACAGAACGCCGCCAGGAAGCGACUGAUGCUGUCACAGCUUAGCAGACGCGGCUCCGGUGGUGCCGGGGGCGGAUUGUUCGGGGGUGGACUCUCCGGCAUUGCUCCACUCAUGAUGUUGUCUGGAGGCGGUGACGGACUCGGAAAAAUGCUGAUGCUUAGCGCUCUCACCAAAGGCAGUCAAGGUGGAGCCCAAGGAGGUGGCAUGCAACAACUCCUGCCUUUAAUGUUCCUAACAGAAUCCGGAAUUAUGUAAUCCCGAUCUCUAUUUGAAUUUUAGUUCUGGUUAAUUAAUUUCCGGUUCUGACUGUUGUGGUAGAUGUUACUAUGGGGUGCGUACGAUCAUGGAUCCUGAUGCUGCUUGUACAUAACUGUAUAAAUUAUAUAAGUGUGCUUGGGCUAUAUUUACCAUAUACUUCUGAGGAAUUGUACCUAGUGAAUUAUGUUGUAUGAAAUAACUAAUAUUUAGUUUCUUUUAAAAGAAAUGUUAGAAAAGAUAUGACAUACAAGGAAAAAUUAUUUUUCUUGAAGUCUUUCAACAAAUUAUUAUCAUUACAUAUAUAAAGUUCAGCAACCGAUUAAAAUGUAUAAUUGUAUCUCGUCCAUUAAUGGACACUCUGCAUAAAUUGACAUUUUUUUAACAUACAAAUGUUUUAUGAAAUAAAAUACGUGUUAUUUCUAGA
Molecule: messenger RNA, 925 nt
Organism: Magallana angulata
Lineage: Eukaryota; Metazoa; Mollusca; Bivalvia; Ostreida; Ostreidae
Product: PE-PGRS family protein PE_PGRS30-like
Exons: 3
Coding region: 166-498 (110 amino acids)
Source: RefSeq, a predicted model, not a curated record